CUCGUACUCCAUCAUCAAAGUUUGAUACUUACGCAACACCACCGCCCCGUUCUCGUUUCUCGUUCACGUUCGGCGUGAACCAACUGGUCUACAGAAUGAAUAAAUGCGCGAUAUUAAGCACAGCUGGUACUAAAAUUGAUUGGGAGUUCAUAAUUAGUAUCAAGCUAUAUGCAGACGUUUCUCGGCAACGGGAGCAACGCUAUACAUUAUUAUAUCUUCUCGUUGCUCCCGUAAGGGCGGCCAGCCAUUUAUUCCCUCUCUUGGAGAUUGAACGUUGGCGAGGGCAGACUGCGAAAGUAAUAAAAAGACCUUUUAUUGAGAAGUUAAUGUUUAUGACUAUAUCCGUCUCGUAUGAUUGUAUUUAUCAAAACCAAGGAGAGGCCGUACCCGUAUAUCCUGUUCUUUAUUUGUCUACACCUAACCCGUAUAUCCUGGGGGGCUCGCGCAAAAUAAAGUUUGUUGUGGGUUGA
This is a messenger RNA of Paraglomus brasilianum, 470 nucleotides long. The record is from the annotation of a GenBank genome assembly. NCBI's taxonomy places the organism in Eukaryota, Fungi, Glomeromycota, Glomeromycetes, Paraglomerales, Paraglomeraceae.